AUGGGUAAUGAAAACUCAUUGCCAAUGGAGCUUUGCUCCAAUUUUGAUGCUGAUGAAAUCAAAAGAUUGGGCAAAAGGUUCCGAAAAUUGGAUUUAGACAAUUCUGGUUCACUCAGUAUUGAUGAAUUCAUGUCCCUUCCUGAACUACAACAGAAUCCAUUAGUCCAGCGGGUCAUUGAUAUAUUUGAUACAGAUGGUAAUGGUGAAGUAGACUUUAAAGAAUUUAUUGAAGGCGUUUCUCAGUUUAGUGUUAAAGGAGAUAAAGAGUCCAAAUUGAGAUUUGCCUUCAAAAUCUAUGACAUGGAUAAGGAUGGAUAUAUUUCUAAUGGAGAGCUCUUUCAAGUCUUGAAGAUGAUGGUUGGCAGUAAUUUGAAAGACACACAGCUUCAACAAAUUGUGGAUAAAACAAUAAUUCAUGCGGAUGCUGACGGUGAUGGCAAAAUAUCUUUUGAAGAAUUUUGUGCUGUCGUGGGUACAAUGGAUGUGCACAAGAAGAUGGUGGUAGAUGUAUAUCUUGAACUGGCCAGUAAAAGAAAAACAAGAAUGUCUUCUUCCCUUCUCUUGCUCUCUAAUCUCAUCCAGUCUUUUCUUUUAUUCCUUUUAUUCUCCUCUCUCUUUCCCAUCAACAUUUUAUCUUUUUUCUUCUCUUAA
This is a messenger RNA of Acanthosepion pharaonis, 651 nucleotides long. NCBI's taxonomy places the organism in Eukaryota, Metazoa, Mollusca, Cephalopoda, Sepiida, Sepiidae. The record is from the annotation of a GenBank genome assembly.